UACAAUUACCUCUGUUAAAUGUUAUAUUGAUAUUCAAGAUCAUACUUACCCUGCUAUUAUUGAUAGUGGAGCCUCUGUCAGUAUGAUCUCGCAUCAAACCGUAAAGAAACUAGACCUCAAGAUUGAAGAGCCAUCAAAAAGCCUUAUUGUUGCUACUACUGAUACCACCUCUAGACCUCUUGUAAUUAUUAGAAAUUUGCCUAUUAGGAUCCAAAGUCGACUCAUCCCUUUGGAUGUAGAAGUUGUACUUGCUAUCUCUUAUUCUAUUCUACUUG
Molecule: messenger RNA, 275 nt
Organism: Racocetra persica
Lineage: Eukaryota; Fungi; Glomeromycota; Glomeromycetes; Diversisporales; Gigasporaceae
Source: the annotation of a GenBank genome assembly